Messenger RNA from Heterostelium album PN500, 1770 nucleotides. RefSeq names its product DMT family transporter. Bases 1 to 1770 code for a protein of 589 amino acids. Gene Ontology annotation, cellular component: membrane. NCBI's taxonomy places the organism in Eukaryota, Evosea, Eumycetozoa, Acytosteliales, Acytosteliaceae. The record is from RefSeq and is a predicted model, not a curated record. The transcript has 5 exons.
AUGAUAUCAAACGAACCAUUUAUCAAACCAGAAAAAGAUACAAAUACACUGUUACAGUCUAUAGAUACAGUUUCACAAUCAAAUUCAGAUAUCGAAUUGCAGGAGACUACUUUCAAAUUCAAUCAAAUAAAAAUACUGAAUGAUAAAGAUAAAGAUAAUAUCAAAGAUGAUAAUAAAUAUCAACAAGCUAAAGUACAAGAAGAAUUUGAUAUUGAAAUACCAAUAGUUAAAACACCUAUUUUAGAAAGAGUAAAAUCUAGAUUAGGUUUUAUUUUAAUAGUUAGCUCUGCAUUUAUCUAUAGUAUCUACUCUUUAUUGAUAGGCGUAGUAGUAAAAAGUGGAAUGCAUAUUUUAGAAAUCAUACUCCUAAGAACUGUUAUUGGUUUGAUGGGUGGAAUAAUAUUCUUACUUUUGAUUGGGGAGAAUCCACUUGGAGACAAAUCAAAACGAUUGAUUUUGGUAUUCAGAGGAAUAUCAUCAACCGGUUCAAUGGUAUGUAUAUUCUAUACUAUCAGUGUAUUGCCUCUGGGUGACGCUAUUGCAAUGAGUUGUUCAACUUUACUAUUUUCUGGUGUACUUGGAUCAACGAUUCUAAAAGAAAAAUGGACAAAAACCUAUUCAAUAUGUACAAUUUUAAGUAUUGUUGGUGUUUUUAUCAUUUCGAAACCAUCAUUUAUUUUUGGAAGUGUUUUAGGAGCAUUCUUUCAAAGUGUAUCAAAUGUAUUUUCAAGAAAGAUCGGAAAAGAUACAAAUCCGUUUAUAAUGGUAGUUUAUUAUCAAUCAAUAGCAAUGUUAAUACUUUUACCCGUAUGUUUAAUUUUAAAUGUAUGGAGAGCUCCAUCACUUAUUGAAUGGUUUUAUCUUUUCUGUAUGGGCGUAUUGGGAUUCAUUUUCCAAGGAACUGCAAAUAGAGCUUUCCAAAUUGAAAAUGUUGCAAAAAUGUCUCCAUUAACUUACACUGAAAUUAUAUUUACAUACAUUUUGCAAAUAAUAUUUUUUAAAGAAAGUCCCGAUCUCUUUUCAAUAUUUGGGUCAAUUUGUAUUAUAUUAUGUGCUUUUGUAAGUCCAAAAGAAAAAAGAUUACUCCUAUCAGUUCGAGGACUAUUUGGUACAUUCGCCGUGGCAUCUGUAUUCUUCACUUUUACAGUUCUACCACUCUCUGAUGCUGUUUGUGUUAGUUUUACCACACCAGUUUUUACCGCUGCACUUGCUUGCAUUGUCCUCAAGGAAAAAUGGGGAUAUAUCGAUGCAAUUUCUACUAUAUUAAGUUUUAUUGGUGUUGGAAUCAUUUCAAAACCAUCAUUUAUUUUUGGUUCUUCAGUAAAACAGGACUCAUCAGAACCAGAUAGCGGAUUAAGAUUUAUUUAUAUAUCAAUUGGUUUAAUAGGAUCUUUUUUCUCAGCUUGUGCUUAUGUUGCGGUAAGAAAAAUAGGAUCAGGAACCAAUGCAUUGGUUAUGGUGUCUUAUUUUUCAUCAGUUGCUAUUCUGCUAACUUUACCAGCUUCCUUUCUUCUCCAAAGCUUUAAAAUCCCAAAUUUAAUAGAUUCCUUACUCCUUAUUGGAAUGGGUGUAUCUGGUUUGGGAUACCAAGCAUUUUUAAACAAAUCUCUGCAAAAGGAAAAAGCUGCCAAAGCUUCAGCAAUGAGCUAUACUCAAAUUAUUUUUUCACUUUUAAUGGAGGUUACAAUCCUAAAAGAACGUCCAGAUCUACUAACAAUUAUUGGAACCUUAAUAAUUUUAAGUUGUUCCAUUUUUGCUUUUAGAAAAUAA